This is a messenger RNA of Vigna radiata var. radiata (mung bean), 1112 nucleotides long. RefSeq lists its product as uncharacterized. NCBI's taxonomy places the organism in Eukaryota, Viridiplantae, Streptophyta, Magnoliopsida, Fabales, Fabaceae. The transcript is spliced from 3 exons. The record is from RefSeq and is a predicted model, not a curated record. Bases 190 to 960 code for a protein of 256 amino acids.
UAAUUGGAGCAGUUGAACAGUGCAAUUUAAAAUCAUUUUCUUGGUAGUUGCCCCUUACAAUAUUGUAAGUAGACUUUACCUUUUCCUCUGCGCCUCCUCCAUUUUUCAACCACUAAUAAAAACCACUCAUUCCUUUGCCAAACACUCCUUCAUCAAUUGCAGCACUUCUUCAUCAACAAGACACGGUCAAUGAUUUCACCGUCUCCGAUCUUCAUCUCCUUCACGCUCCUGUUCAUCACUUUUGCGUGCGCCACAUCGUCGUUGAACGAAAUCGAGAACUUCAAACCGAAAGGUUCCGACGGAUUCACGGUUCCAAGCCAUGUAGAGGAACAGGGAGAAGAAUCGGUAAAAGAGUAUUUGGAUAGCGUAUUCAAAAACGCACUCUUCGGCACUGAUUCUACUGAAACGUUGCUGAAUAAGGAAGCAUAUCCACAUAGCUAUGCCAUCGAAGCAGAGAGCAAUACACAGAUUAAGGACCAGGAACCUAGGCUGAUAUUGCCGAAACACAUAGAAGAGGAGGGACCAGAAGCGAUCAAAAAAUAUUUGGAUGACUUAUUCAGCAAAACACUCUUUGGCACUGAUUCCAUUCAACUGGACAGCAAAACACACGUUAAGCAAGAGGGCAAGAACAAGGAGGAUGCAGAUAAAUCAUUUAAUAAAGUGUCUAAAUUGAGAAAGGAAGAAGAAUUGGUAAAAGAUGAUAUUGAAGUGAAUGUUAACCUUGAGAUCGUGGGUGAUGGAGAGUAUGUUCUGAAGAUGAAGAGGGUGAAUCCAAGUUCAAACAAUGAAGAUGAAGUAGAAAGGGCUAAGCAUUUGGCUCAAAAUGGAGCAAUGUUGUUACAUUACGGAGAGAUUCUUCAAGACAUGGGAGAAAAAUUGAUUACCCAAUCCCAGGCAUUGCUUUACUCUGUUUUUAAAAUGCCUGCGCCUUCUAAAUUCAAGUCUCAUGAUGAUCAAUGAUAGUAAUUAUGUACACCUUCACUUUCUUAUUUUUAAUGCUAACUAUAAGGACACUGCGAAUUUACUAGUUUUUGAAUACAAAACUGUUACAUGUUAUCACUUUAGUCUAUGGUUUGUAUCUAACAAAAUAUAAAAAUAUCUUAAAAUUAUAA